Molecule: messenger RNA, 1603 nt
Organism: Camelina sativa (false flax)
Lineage: Eukaryota; Viridiplantae; Streptophyta; Magnoliopsida; Brassicales; Brassicaceae
Biological process (GO): regulation of DNA-templated transcription
Molecular function (GO): double-stranded DNA binding
Source: RefSeq, a predicted model, not a curated record
ACUAGGCCCAAUAAUUGUUGUUCUUCCUCAUAAACCCUUUUUUUCUUCUUCGGACCUCAUAAACCCUAAUUUCAUUUUUUUUUUUCUUGAAUAAUCGAACACUAAUCGAUUCACUGGUUAUUGUAUUGUCUUUGUCAUGUUUUCUCUCAUACUCCAUGGAAGAAGGUCUGUGGAGUUGCAGAAAUGGCGUAAUUUAAGAGUUUUUACAGUGAGCAUUGUGCAAAAUGCAUUUGCUUUUACCAACUCGUUCUCCUCUACAACAGCUGGGGAUGUGAGUAUUACUUUUACAGUCUCUUAUCUGGUUAAAUCAUUGGGUUUAACUACAAGGCUCGCUGAAUCAAUCUCAAGGAAGGUCAGUUUCGAGGACAAGGCUAAUGCGGAUUCAGUUCUGAAGCUGCUUAGAAGCCAUGGGUUUAAAGAUUCUCAGAUCUCCACGAUUGUUAGGUAUUACCCAGAAUUGCUUGUAACUGAUGCUGAGAAAUCUCUUCGUCCUAAGCUCCAGAUUCUGCAGUCAAGAGGAGCUUCAAGCUCUGAGGUAACAGAGAUUGUUACCAAAGUUCCGGCCAUCUUGGGAAAGAAAGGUGAAAAAUCUAUCAGCUUGUACUAUGAUUUCGUCAAGGGUAUUAUGCAAGGAGGUGAGAGUUCUUCCAAGUGUGUAGAUUUGUUAUGUCAUUCUUUGGCAGAGGGUAAGAGACAGAACAAAAUGCGAAAUAUAUUGGUUUUGAAAGAAUUGGGAGUGCCUCACAAGUUGUUGUUUUCAUUGCUCAUCUCUAGUUCUCAACCUGUUUAUGGUAAAGAGAAGUUUGAAGGAACACUCAAGAAAGUUGUUGAUAUGGGUUUUGAUCCAGCCAAAGCAAAAUUCGUGGAAGCUUUGCGUGUAGUCUACGAGAUGAGCGAUAAAACCAUAGAAGAGAAAGUCAAUGUCUAUAAAAGGUUAGGCUUAAGUGAAGUGGAGAUAUGGGCAAUUUUCAAGAAGUGGCCUUUCUUUUUGAAAUUCUCCGAGAAUAAGAUUAUUCAGACGUUUGAAACACUGAAGAAGUGUGGUCUGGUGAAGGAAGAGGUCCUUUCGGUGUUGAAGACUCGUCCACAAUGCAUACGAGCUUCAGAGAAGAAGAUAUUGGACUCUAUUCAAACGUUUCUAGACUUAGGGUUCAGUAGAGAUGAGUUCAAGUUGAUGGUUAUGCGAUAUCCUAACUGCACUGCGUAUUCUGCAGAGAUGAUGAAGAAGAAGUUUGAGGUUUUGGUGAAGAAGAUGAAUUGGCCACUAGAGGCUUUGGUUUUGCUCCCUGCGGUACUUGGAUAUAGCCUGGAGAAGAGGAUUGUGCCGAGGUGUAAUGUAAUAAAAGCUCUCAUGUCAAAAGGAUUGAUCGGAAGUGAAAACCCUCCGAUUUCAUCUGUCUUGGUGUGUAAUGAUCAGAUAUUCUUGAACAGAUACGUGAUGAAGCACAACAAGCUUGUUCCUAAGCUUAUGGCUAUCUUCACGAGAGAACGUGUCUCGUAGUUUCGUUUAAAUUUACAAGUGUCUGUAUCUGAAACCCAUUUUUGUAGUGUCAGUUCGACUUUGGAUCCGACUGGUUUUUAAUAUACAAUCCAAUUGGGGAAA